This is a messenger RNA of Daphnia carinata, 3366 nucleotides long. Its product is annotated as ribosomal protein S6 kinase beta-2-like. Gene Ontology annotation, molecular function: protein serine/threonine kinase activity; ATP binding. Gene Ontology annotation, biological process: signal transduction; protein phosphorylation. The record is from RefSeq and is a predicted model, not a curated record. The transcript has 9 exons. Lineage: Eukaryota; Metazoa; Arthropoda; Branchiopoda; Diplostraca; Daphniidae. Bases 165 to 1736 code for a protein of 523 amino acids.
CUAACUCGUGGCUUACGUUUUCCCUUCACAAACCUUCUGCUAGUCCGUGUUUUUGAGAAAUUAGAGUUGAUUCAUCCAGUGAAACCGUCGUAGUAUCAUAUCUCAAAGGCGUUACGUUUUAAAUCUUACCUUUCAAUGUAAAAGUUUUUCGUUCAUUUCCCAAAAUGGCUGGAGUUUUUGACAUCGAUAUUAACGAUUUGGAUGGAAACAACGUGGAUCUAGACGGAGAGUCUGAUGACGACGUGAUUGAAGUUGAACAAGACCAGCUUGCCGACAAGGAACCAUUCCUGCUUCCGUCUUCAUAUAUGGACUCUCCUGAUGUUGAAGCUGUUCAACUAUCAGAGACCACUGUUAACCCUGGUGCAGAGAAGACUGGCCCUCAGGACUUUGAACUGAGGCGCGUACUUGGCAGAGGUGGAUACGGCAAAGUCUUCCAAGUGAGAAAGCUGACAGGAAAAGAUGCUGGCCACAUUUUUGCCAUGAAAGUGCUGAAGAAAGCCACGAUUGUGCGAAAUCAGAAAGACACAGCUCACACCAAAGCAGAGAGGAACAUUUUGGAGGCAGUCAAGCAUCCAUUCAUUGUCGACCUUAUUUACGCUUUCCAAACUGGAGGGAAGCUUUACCUAAUAUUGGAGUACCUAAGUGGUGGAGAACUGUUCAUGCAUCUUGAAAGAGAGGGAAUAUUUAUGGAGGAUACAGCAAGCUUCUACCUUGCAGAAAUCAUUCUGGCUUUGGAGCAUCUCCAUUGCCAAGGCAUCAUUUAUCGGGAUUUGAAACCCGAGAAUAUCUUGCUGGAUGCACACGGCCACGUCAAAUUGACCGAUUUUGGUUUAUGCAAAGAAUCUGUUGAAGACGGGGGCGUGACGCACACAUUCUGUGGAACAAUCGAAUACAUGGCCCCGGAGAUUCUGACGAGGAGUGGCCAUGGCAAAGCUGUUGAUUGGUGGUCUCUUGGCGCCCUUAUGUAUGAUAUGUUGACCGGAGCGCCACCAUUUACGGCUGAAAACCGAAAGAAAACCAUCGAGAAAAUUUUGAAGGGAAAAUUGAACCUUCCUCCUUAUUUAACGCCAGACGCCCGUGAUUUGAUUCGCAGGCUGUUAAAGAGAGGAGUUGUCUCGCGUUUGGGCAGUACAGUCGCGGACGGCGAGCCUGUGCGGAUGCACCCGUUUUUCAAGGCGAUUGACUGGAAUGAAGUGGCUUGUCGCAGACUGGAUCCGCCCUUUAAACCUUGCCUCGCUAGUGCCGAUGACGUCUCCCAAUUUGAUACCCGUUUCACCAAACAGACCCCUAUCGACUCGCCCGACGAUUCUACUCUCAGUGAGAGUGCCAAUAUGGUCUUCCACGGAUUUACUUAUGUCGCACCGUCUGUUCUGGAGGAGAUGCAUCGACCGCAAGUGAUAAAGGCGCGAUCACCUCGUAAAGGAAUGUACACCCAUGGUCAUAGUAUGACGACCCCUUUCGGCGGACAUCGCCAGCCAUUGGUAGAAACGGCCGAACCAUCCAAUGGAGUUGCGUGUUCCAGGACUACUGGAUUCUAUUUGAAUCCUAUGCCGUCGCAGCAGUUGCAACAACAGCAGCUUCAUCAACAGCAUCACCACCAACAAACGCAACAACACAUUGACAUUGACGAAGAAAUGGUUUGGCAUGACGACUCGUCGUCCAUUUCGGCGGCGACUAUUCCCGGGUCCAGUCAGCACUUCUAUCCCAGCAAUUUUCCGCUACCGCCGCAUUUAUGAUGCGACAGUGUUUUUUUUCCCGCCUUCGCGAUAGAUCAAUAGUUUCAGUGGACUAUUAUUACAACUAUUACUAAUUCUAUUACUACGCUAGAUAUAAAUUGGGUUUCAACCUCGGCUCAUUUCCCCCCCCCCCCCUCCCAACGCCCAUGCGAAGCCAAAAUGCAAAAGAAAAAAAAAGAAUUCAACGAGAUGUGAAAUUUGUAUAGUUCAUAAUAGCCAAUAAUCUGUUUUCCUCUUUCUUCUAGGAUUUCUCUUUGGGCAGCCCUUUUGGUGAUCCCUAUAAGAGAAACCCCUUUACCUACGAAUAUUACAAUUUCUCUUUCCCUGCCCCCUUAACCCUAAAUUCCUUUAUCUAGCAACGUGACCCAUUCAAAGCUGCGUUUCCUCUUUUUUUAAACUUUCGGUUUAUCUUGUUUUAGGUUUCCAAGUUUUUUCAUCGAUAUUUCCCCUUUAUUUUGUCAUCUAGGGUUUUUUUUUUCCUAAAUUUUCGGUUGCUCGUAUUCCUACCUACCCAAAUUAACACUUUUUUUCCCUCUUUAUUCAGUGCCUUAAGUAAAGCGAGAUAACUUAAAAUAUUCCUUUUAUAACACAUCUUGCAAACAAAAGUUUUGUUCGUCUCCAAACGUGAGCUUCAGGAUGGAUGAAUUAGGCCCAGAAAGGAUCAGGACUAUGAAAGAUAUCCUUUUUUUUUUUGUUAUAUUAAUCAAUAGAAAAGAAAGUUACAUUUAAAAAAAUAGGAUAAUAAUAAUUCAAUAGGAGCUAAAAGAAAUUGAAGAUCGGAAGGGUGUGGCGUGACGAUAUCUUCGUCGCUGUUUUUCCUCCCCCAAAAUCCGCCACCCUUUUUUUUUUCACUUUAAUUUAUCCAACAAUUUUUCUUUUUCAAGCGUGUCGUGAUUUGUUUGUUAUAUCGCCCCGAAUUACUUUCCUCAUUCUUUAUUUUUCGGAUUUUCGUUUCCCUCCGUUCGUCGACUUUACAACUCCAGAAAGCUCAAAAAUGACUUCCCACCCGAUAAUGGAACUCUUUAAGUGUCGGUUCAGUGUUGGACGUGCAGUUAGUUAUGGGGGAUAGACGAACAUAUCGAAUGCCCCCCAAACGCUUGGAAGCGAUCCGCUAAUUAUUAUUAUUCCUUUUUAGAUCGAGAAAAAACAAAAUCCUUUAAUUUAAAAAGUCAAAUAGUUCAGCGCUUUCAUGUCCCUCCACCAGCAACUAACAUUUCGUGACUUGAUUUGCGAAGAUGUACAGAUUGACACAUCGACUUCUUCUUCAUUUUCCUUACUCACUUGAUAUGUGGACGCGCUAAUUAUCCAUUUUUUUUUUCAUUUGCCUCAUGAAAACCUGUCGUUCAUUGUUUUCCUUUUUUUUAAAUUAAAGCGCUUUCGCGAUAGAGGAAUAAGAAUUAGAGAGUAAGCGUCGGAGGGCACAGUUGGAGAUGACGAAAAAAAUUAGACAGUAAAUCAAUAAAAAACAGUUUCUUUUUUCCUCCUUUUGUGCGUCUGUAUGUGUGCAAAAUUCUUGUCCGUCUUUGCCUCUCCCCGAUAUCAUUUUUUCCCCAUUGUAUACGUGUUAUAAUUUUUUUUUUCCCUCCCCUUUUUUCAAUGACGCAAAUAAACGGUAUGGAGAGCAAUUAGA